AUGAGGUUCUGGACGUGGGAGCAGUGCGGUGAGGUCAGUCUGGUGCUGCUGGGAUUCCUGACUCUGGUUCUGUCCGUAGGAAACCUGUCCGCCAGGGGGCAGGAGGAAGGUGUGGCCUCGAACAGCCUGGAGGAUGACCAGGAGGGGAACACCUAUUGGUGGGGGGAGUGGGCCAAAUGGACCGCCUGCACCCGCACCUGCGGAGGGGGGGUCAUGUCUCAGGAGAGGCACUGUCUCAAACAGAGAAAGAAAGCAGCCACUGGUAGGGACAAUGUGACCUGCACAGGUAUUGCACGGAAAUACAUCCUCUGUAACACCAAGGACUGCCCUUCAUCUGGGAGGAGCUUCAGAGAGGAGCAGUGCUGGUCCUUCAACUCACAGCUUUACAAUGGCAGGAACUACCACUGGAAACCACUGUAUCCGGACGACUACGUUCACAUCUCCAGUAACCCCUGCGACCUCCACUGCACCACGGCCGACGGGCAGCGCCAGCUCAUGGUGCCGGCGCGCGACGGCACUUCCUGCAAGUACAGCGACUACCGAGGGGUGUGUGUGGACGGGAGGUGUGAGCCAAUUGGAUGCGAUGGAGUACUGUUCUCCCCCAACACCCUGGAUAAGUGUGGAGUUUGUCAGGGCAACGGGAGCAGCUGUAGCAGGGUCACCGGAAGCUUCCGUCGUGGGGCCACUACUUUGGGUUACUCCUUCAUCACCCAGAUCCCUGAGGGCUCCUGGGACAUCCAGAUCAUCGAGAGGAAAAAGUCAGCUGAUGUUUUGGCUGUGACUGACCAGGCUGGGAACUUCUUCUUUAACGGGGCCUACAAGGUGGACACCCCCCAGAACUUCCAUGCAGCGGGGACCAUCUUCAAGUACCGCAGGCCCAUGGACGUAUAUGAGACUGGGAUUGAAUACAUUGUGGCCAAGGGCCCCAUUGACCAGCCUGUCAAUAUUCUGGUAUGGAACCAAAACGGGCGUAUCCCCUACGUCACCUUCGAGUACACCACCCUCCGGGAGUCGCUGUCGCCCGUCCCCCCGCCCCCCCUCUACACGGGCCAGGACGGCGCCGCAGCAGCAGGGGCCUCGCUGGAGGUGGGGGCCGUGGUGCUGGCCUCCAACGGGAGCGUGGACGACAAGGCCCAGGUGCUGAGGCAGGGGGGCGCCAGCGCUGGCGAGGAUGAGGGGCCGAAGGGACAGGAAACCAAUGAGGUGUACGUGGAGGGCGCCGCCGUCGACUGUCAUCAGGAUGGAGCGACCCCGCCUCAAUACACAGAAGCCAACAGCAGCCAAACAGGAUCUUCCACCCUCCAGGAGGAGGUGCCAGACUCUCAGAAUCUCAUCUGGAGGGUCCUGCUGGGCGAGCGCAUCGGUCCGGACGAGCUGCUCAUUAACAUUUCCACCAAUCAGCUCCUGACGGACGGCGAGGGGGUGUUUUUGUCCGAGGUGGGUCCUCUGGACAUGGAGUACGUCAACCUGGAGAGCGGGCGACGCUUCCCCUUCAACGGGACCGUGGGGGAGUUCAGUCUGGGCCGCCGGCGCAACGACACCGGGGACUUCUUCUUCCAGAACAGGACAGUUCUCACGGUCCUGAGGAGUGGGAAUCGCACCAACCGAACCAGGGGGAAUCAGAAGUUCCUGCAGAAGAACUUCAAGCUGAGUGCGGCAGACAUGUACCGCUGGAAACUGUCUGCACAAGAGCCUUGCAGCAUGACCUGUUCUAUAGGGGUUUCUAAGUCCCUGGCUAUGUGUGUACGCUACGAUGGUGUGGAGGUAGACGACAUGUACUGUGAUGCCCUGACCAGACCUGAACCUGUCCAUGACUUCUGCAUCGGGAGGGAAUGCCAGCCCAGGUGGGAGGCGAGCAGCUGGAGUGAGUGCUCCCAGACCUGUGGGGAGGGGUUCCAGUUUAGGCUGGUGCGCUGCUGGAAGAUGCUCUCUCCUGGCCUGGACAGCUCUGUGUACAGUGACCUCUGCACCCUGGCUGAACUGGAGCGCCCCCCGGAGCGCAGGCCCUGCAAGAGCCCCACCUGUGGACCUCAGUGGGAGGUGGCUGAGUGGACGGAGUGUCCGGCCAAGUGUGGCCUCAGGGGUGUGGUCGCGCGGGAGGUAAGGUGUUCGGAUGACACGAAGCCAUGUGACCCCAUGACCCGCCCCUCCAACGCCAAAAACUGCACAGGGCCGCCAUGUGAACGCCAGUGGACCGUGUCUGAAUGGGGACCUUGCUCGGGGUCGUGCGGCCAGGGGAAGAUGGUUCGCCACGUGUACUGUAAGACCCCAGAGGGCCGGGUGGUCCCUGAGUCCCAGUGCUCCCCGGAAAACAAGCCCCUCGCCAUCCACCCCUGUGGGGACAAGGACUGUGCCCCCCACUGGCUCAACCAGGACUGGGAGAGGUGCAACACCACCUGCGGCCGCGGGGUGAAGCAGAGGAUCGUGCUGUGCGCCGGCAUCUCCGGCGGAAAGUUCAAGACCUUUGACGAGGAGGAGUGCGGUGCCGGUGAAAGACCCGAGGAGGAGAACACCUGUUUCGAGAGGCCGUGUUUCAAGUGGUACACCACACCCUGGUCUGAGUGCACCAAAACCUGCGGGGUGGGCGUCAGGAUGAGGGACGUGAAGUGCUACGAGGGCCGGGAGAUCGUCCGCGGGUGCGAUCCCCUCACCAAGCCGGUGGCCAAACAAACCUGCGCCCUCCAGCCCUGUCCCACUGAGCCCCCAGAUGAGAGCUGUCAGGACCGUCCCACCACGAACUGCUCCCUGGCCCUGAAGGUGAACCUGUGCAGCCACUGGUACUACAGCAAGGCCUGCUGUUACUCCUGCAGGGCCCAGCGCUCCUCCUAGUCCUGCCUGGGGAGCCCUUUCUCCAGAAGCCGCAGCCCCACAGCCUCA
Messenger RNA from Osmerus eperlanus (European smelt), 2877 nucleotides. It is a transcript of the gene adamtsl2, whose product is annotated as ADAMTS-like 2. Gene Ontology annotation, biological process: proteolysis; extracellular matrix organization. Gene Ontology annotation, cellular component: extracellular matrix. Gene Ontology annotation, molecular function: metalloendopeptidase activity. Lineage: Eukaryota; Metazoa; Chordata; Actinopteri; Osmeriformes; Osmeridae. The transcript has 18 exons. Bases 1 to 2829 code for a protein of 942 amino acids. The record is from RefSeq and is a predicted model, not a curated record.